Molecule: messenger RNA, 1326 nt
Organism: Cannabis sativa
Lineage: Eukaryota; Viridiplantae; Streptophyta; Magnoliopsida; Rosales; Cannabaceae
Product: transcription repressor MYB6
Exons: 3
Coding region: 107-1162 (351 amino acids)
Source: RefSeq, a predicted model, not a curated record
AUCUUUAAUUUCUUUGUCUUGUCUUUAUUUUCCUUCUACUAUAUAUAAAUAUACAAGUAUAUAAAGUCCUUAUUGUUACAUAUAAUUUGAUCAUAUAUUAAUAAGUAUGGGGAGAUCUCCUUGUUGUGAGAAAGAGCACACAAACAAAGGUGCAUGGACUAAAGAAGAAGAUCAACGUCUCAUUCACUAUAUCAAACUCCAUGGUGAAGGUUGCUGGAGAUCUCUUCCCAAAGCAGCUGGUUUGCUUAGAUGUGGUAAAAGUUGUAGGCUUAGAUGGAUAAAUUACCUUAGGCCAGAUUUGAAGAGAGGGAAUUUCACAGAAGAUGAAGAUGAACUCAUCAUCAACCUUCAUAGCUUGCUUGGAAACAAGUGGUCUUUAAUAGCAUCAAGAUUGCCCGGUAGAACAGAUAAUGAAAUAAAGAAUUAUUGGAAUACUCACAUCAAAAGAAAGUUGUAUAGUAGAGGAAUCGAUCCACAAACACAUCGACCACUUCUACUCAUGUCUACUGCUACUACUACUAAUAAUAAAACUAGUACUAGUACUAGUAUUCUUCCAGUAACGAAAACUAGUACUAGUACUAAUAGCAGUAGUAGCAGCAGCAGCAGCGAUCAUGAUCACCGUGAUCAUAACAAACUUAUUAUGUUUGAGAAGAGUAAUAACAUUCCCAAUCCCAACACCAACUUACUACUUCAUCAUCAUAAUCAUCAAGUUGGGAUUAUUGAAAGGAGUAGUAGUAAUAAUAGUAGUGAUCAUCAUCAUCAUAAUCGAAAUGAUGUUAUUAUAAGUGAUACACAACAUGGGCUCAUCAACUUGGACCUCUCCAUAGGCCUACAACCAUUUGGGCUCCCUACUCCUACUCCCACUACUACUACUACUAGUACAAGUACAAGUACAGAGCAAAAACAACAACAACAACAACAACACUUGUUUACUACUCAUGUGUGUUUGUGUUACAAUUUAGGAUUGCAAAAAAGCCAAUCAUCAUCAUUAUGUAACUGCAAUAGUAAUAUUAAUACUACUACUCAUGACUCUGAGUCUCAGUCUCAUCAAAGAGUAGUAAAACCUGUAUUAGUACCCACCACCACCACUACUACUACUACUACUAGUACUCCUCAUAGUAAUUAUCUCUAUACAUAUUAUACAACAACUAGUACUACCUAAUAUAAUGGUUGAUAAAAAAAUCUCUCUUUGGCUUCACUAUUCUCAUCUCAACUUAAAUUUUUGUAUGUAUUACGUACUUGUUACCAACCUAGAUAUAUAUAUGUACACUCAUAAUAUACAUGUUUAGUACUACUAUAAUAUUUUUAUAUAUUAAUGAUUUCUUA